AUGCCCACCGCGGCAGCGAUGGCGGGCCAGAAGCAGCCCGCCCUCCCCUUGUUCCUGCGGCCGCUGCUCCUCCACGGCGUCGGCGCCGGAGCCCACCUCCUGCUUGCGCUCUCCGUCGCGGCCCGGCUCCUCUUCGCCUCCGGACGCCGCGGCAAGGACACGGCCGCCCCGGGCAUCCGGUUCCGGUGGGGCCAGGUCGCGGUGCGCGCCACGUGGGCGCUGGCGGCGUCCGAGCUCUUCCUCGCCGCCUACUCGCUCGUCUCGUGGUACCUCGAUAACAGCGGCGGCGACGGCGGGGCCAAGGUCGCGGACCAGGCGGACGCCGCGGCGCGCGCGGUGGCGUGGCUGCUGCUCGCGGCGUACCUGCAGCUCGAGUACCGCGGCCGCGGGGAGGAGCGGUUCCCCGCGCCGCUCAGGCUCUGGUGGGGGCUCUUCCUUCUCCUCUCCGUCCUCGCCGUCGCCGUCCACGCCGCGACCAGCCUCUGCUACAGGCUUCCCGUGCCCGCGCUUCCGUGGGCGCGCGACGCCGUUGAGGUCAUCGCGGCCGUGGCGCUACUCGUCGCCGGGUCCUCGGCCAGGAGGGCGGCGACGACGGCCGGCUCUGCUUCCGAGGAACCUCUGCUCAACGGCGCGAGGGACGACACCGUCGAUGCUUCCCUCUUCACGAGCGCCGGCUUCCUCAGCGUCCUCACCUUCUCCUGGAUGAGCCCCCUGAUCGCAGUCGGCCACAGGAAGACCCUCGGCCUCGACGACGUCCCGGACCUCGAUCACGGCGACAGCGUGGCCGGCCUGCUCCCCUCGUUCAAGACGAACCUGGAGGCGCUCGCCGGCGACGGCUCUGGCCCGAAGUUCACCGCGUUCAAGCUCACCAGGGCCCUUGUGCGCACCGUGUGGUGGCACAUCGCGGUGACCGCGCUCUACGCGCUCAUCUACAACCUGGCCACCUACGUUGGCCCAUACCUCAUAGACUCCCUCGUGCAGUACCUCAACGGCGACGAGAGGUACGCCGGCAAGGGGAAGCUCCUUGUUGUCACAUUCAUCGUAGCCAAGGUGUUUGAGUGUUUGUCACAACGGCACUGGUUCUUCCGGCUACAGCAAGCCGGGAUACGUGCUCGGUCCGCGCUUGUCUCCGUCGUGUACCAGAAAGGGCUCUCUCUGUCCAGCAGCUCGAGACAGAGCUGCACGAGCGGGGAGAUGAUCAACAUCAUCAGCGUCGACGCCGACCGAGUCGGGCUCUUCUCAUGGUACAUGCACGAUCCCUGGCUGGUACCUCUCCAAGUAGGCCUGGCAUUGUUCAUCUUGUACUCCACCCUCGGGGUAGCCUCGCUUGCAGCGCUCGGUGCCACAAUUGCGGUCAUGCUUGCAAAUGUGCCUCCGAUGAAAAUGCAGGAGAAGUUCCAGCAGAAGCUGAUGGACUGCAAGGAUGUGAGGAUGAAGGCGACGUCUGAGAUCCUGCGCAACAUGAGGAUUCUUAAACUGCAGGGGUGGGAAAUGAAGUUUUUGUCCAAGAUCAGUGACCUCAGGACCACAGAGACAAGCUGGCUCAAGAAGUACCUUUACACAUGGACCGCGGCCACCUUCGUGUUCUGGGGUGCCCCGACCUUUGUCGCUGUGGCAACCUUUGGAGCUUGCAUGCUCCUAGGGAUACCAUUGGAGUCAGGGAAGGUGCUGUCUGCAUUGGCCACGUUCCGGGUGCUUCAAGAACCAAUAUACAACCUUCCUGACACAAUCUCAAUGAUGAUUCAGACCAAGGUGUCUCUUGACAGGAUAGCAUCUUUCCUAUGCCUUGAGGAGUUUCGACGGAUGCUGUGGAGAGGCUAUCAAGUGGUAGCUCCAAUGUUGCAAUUGAGGUCAGCAAUGGGUGCUUCUCCUGGGACGGCUCACCUGAGCUGCCAACACUGA
Molecule: messenger RNA, 1902 nt
Organism: Triticum turgidum subsp. durum (durum wheat)
Lineage: Eukaryota; Viridiplantae; Streptophyta; Magnoliopsida; Poales; Poaceae
Source: the annotation of a GenBank genome assembly